UUUCGUCCUGUAUCAUCGUCCAUUCAUACUACAUCAUGCGUUCUGAAAUAUAAUCGUAAUCGUAAGCCUAAGAGAGACCCCAAUUUGUUGACUCCUUUGGAUCCUGAGGAUAAAAAUUUUAAAAUUGAAAAAGCGCUCAAUCAUUUAAAAAAAAAAUCUGAUAUAAAUAAAUGGACCAAUCCAAAAAAACUUUUCGAUGUUGUUGAUGACGAUUUUACACAAAGACAGCCAAAAUUAUCUGACGAUUUGUUUGAAAAAAAGACAAAUUCUUCCCUAUCGCAAAUUGCGAUGGAAUAUGAUCUAAAUCCCAUAGUUGAUUCGGUUGAUGAAAUUGACCUUUUUCCAAAGUAG
Racocetra fulgida is the source of this 351-nucleotide messenger RNA. Lineage: Eukaryota; Fungi; Glomeromycota; Glomeromycetes; Diversisporales; Gigasporaceae. The record is from the annotation of a GenBank genome assembly.